AAAGGCCCAGGCGGCUACAUUUGUCUGAUGCAGCACUUCUGGAAGAACAAACCCUGAGGGCAGUUGCAGCUUAACGAUGCUGGAGCAAGACACACUGGAGAAGUAGGGAGACGGAUCAAGGAGUUGGGUAAUAGAGAAAUGGGUAUAGGGUUGGGGCUGGAUGUUGGUAACCUUAUGGGGUAGCUUGGAGAUGCGGAGGACAUGUUUUAAGGCCUUUUGAAAAUUUUACGUUGUGUUUCAUUAGGGUUUCAUUAUUUAAAACAUUUCCUUUUUGAGGGGCAAUUCUAUUCCAAGCUGACUAAUCCCUGAACUUGUAAAACCACAACAAGCGUGUGUGUGAUACUAGUGAGUCACUGAUGAUGAAUCAUGCAUACUUCAGUGCAAAUAAAUGAAUCCCUUUGUUUCAUUUAUUUUUGUUUUGGUAGUAUCUGGAGGGCCUACAGAAAGAUCAUGACCUUGUGGAACCAGGUGUUGUUUAAGCACAGAAAAAGACAGACUCUGAGCCUUCAUACACUCUUUUUUUAUCUAUUUAAGCUUGAGUUCAACUUGUCUUAUCAGCAUGAAUAAAAAUAUGUCUAAACCUCUUUAAAAUCGAAGUCUAAUAGUAAACAUUUCUGCCUUGUGGAAUGUGGCAAUUUAAGUAGUCUAGGAAGGAGAAGGUAGGAGCACUAUAUAAGGGACUGUGCAUCCCAGGAAGAGAGAAAUAGUAGGGCUGUUAGCUUGCUGGCAAAUUUACGUCUCCCUAUGUAGUUCUGAAAAUUGAAGACCCCUUGAAUUUCAGCUCAGUAUUUUAGUUGCAGAAAUUGUAUUAACUACAUUCAUUAUUUCCAUUAAUUGCACCACUACAUUAGUAAAGGUGAAGUUUUAAUUGGCUUUUCAAUGGAAAAUUAUAUGUAGAAGGAACAGUAGGGGGUGUUACAUGUGUGUUUAUCUGCUAUCUCUCACUCCCUUGCAUGGCAGUUUUUGUCCUUGGGAGAAGGGUAUGCCAAAGAGUCUGCUUUUGGCUUAACAAGAUUUUCUUCUGAAUUAGCACUUCUUUGCACUCGAUUUCUGUGAAACAUAACUAUGAAGAUUCACUAGGCUGCAACUGUAAAAGUAAUUUGUGAAAUGAACUGCAGAAAGACUAAGCAGCAGCAUCGAAACUGCUUAUGAGAGCUUUAGCAGUUAUUAUAAUUUGCUCAUGAAUGUAUGUUAGCUUGCUUAAGUUACAUAUUAAUCAGGCCUAGAUCUGGGAUGAGCACUUACUUAGAGAUGGGGUAAAUAAGUUCUUUGUUGUAUAUAGUGUACUGUCCACAUCAACUGGAUUGUAGGAUUUUGGCUGUUGAGUAUGUAUGCACAAAGGAUGAUCUGCUUCAAUUCAUGCGUCUUCACCCCCAUCUUCACUGGUAUUGCAUUAAAGCACAAUUUAAGAUGGUAUAAAGGUGAUCUCACCAAACAGCCCUUGUAAAGGAGAGUGCCAGCUGGUUGAUUCUGCUUUAGGAUAAUGGCAGGAAAAGUAAAGUGGGUAACUGACAUAGAAAAAUCUGUUCUAAUAAACAACUUUGAAAAAAGAGGCUGGAUUCAGGUGGCAGAAAAUGAAGACUGGAAUUUUUAUUGGAUGAGCGUACAAACAAUCAGAAAUGUUUUCAGUGUGGAAACUGGUUACCGCCUCUCUGAUGACCAGAUUGUCAAUCAUUUCCCAAACCACUAUGAACUGACCAGAAAAGAUUUGAUGGUAAAGAAUAUCAAGCGAUACAGGAAAGAACUUGAGAAAGAAGGAAGUCCACUUGCAGAAAAGGAUGAAAAUGGGAAAUAUAUUUAUUUGGAUUUUGUUCCUGUUACUUUUAUGCUUCCGGCCGAUUAUAAUCUCUUUGUUGAAGAAUUCAGGAAAAAUCCCUCCAGCACUUGGAUUAUGAAACCUUGUGGCAAAGCUCAAGGAAAAGGAAUAUUUCUAAUCAAUAAACUCUCCCAAAUUAAAAAAUGGUCUCGAGACAGCAAAACGUCUUCGUUUGUAUCUCAGUCUUCCAAAGAAGCCUAUGUGAUUUCUCUCUAUAUUAACAAUCCAUUACUUAUUGGUGGAAAGAAAUUUGAUCUUCGUCUGUAUGUUUUAGUAUCUACAUAUCGUCCACUGAGAUGUUACAUGUAUAAACUUGGAUUUUGCCGGUUUUGCACAGUAAAGUACACACCAAGUACAAGUGAACUGGAUAACAUGUUUGUACAUCUUACAAACGUUGCCAUUCAGAAACACGGGGAUGAUUACAAUCAUAUCCAUGGAGGCAAGUGGACAGUGAGUAACUUACGCCUGUAUCUGGAGAGCACACGUGGAAAGGAAGUCACAAACAAAUUAUUUGAUGAAAUUCACUGGAUAAUUGUGCAGUCACUGAAGGCUGUGGCGCCUGUAAUGAAUAAUGAUAAACACUGCUUUGAGUGUUAUGGAUAUGACAUUAUCAUUGAUGACAAGCUUAAACCAUGGCUAAUUGAGGUUAAUGCUUCCCCUUCUCUUACUUCCAGUACUGCUAAUGAUCGGAUCUUGAAGUAUAAUCUUAUUAAUGACACACUUAACAUUGCUGUGCCUAAUGGGGAAAUUCCAGACUGUAAAUGGAAUAAAUCUCCACCAAAAGAAGUUCUUGGCAAUUAUGAAGUCUUAUACGAUGAAGAGAUGGCACAAAGCGAUGGUCCCGAUCGUGACUUGCGGAGUCGUCCUGGACAAUCCACUGGAGUAAAAGGAAAUCGUGCAAGAGAUUCAGGAAAGCCUGUACUGACCACCUGGAAGUGAUAACAGGAGAAACAGCUGCACUCGUGGUAGGAAGGCAUCAUGAACAAAAAUGCAGGUUUUGAACAGAUUCGUCUACUUUGCUACCUUGCAUAUGGAAAUAUUAAAAGAGGACAGUACAGCUGUUGAAAAGAAGUGAAACAAACAAUCUAAAAGCAGUAACUGUACUAGACAUACAUUGAUUUAAUGAUUAUCCCAAUAAUUAUAUAUAUAGUGUGUAUGUAUAUAUGAUAAUUUUGUACAUAUGUAGUUUGUAUAUACUAAUAUUCUCCCAGUAAUGAUUGAGAACUUUCUUUAUAAAGAUAAUAACUCAAAACAUGCAUUCUGAAAGAAACCCCUUGCUGUUCUGAAUAUAAUUUAUUCCCUCUGUAACCUGUCCCUAGCUCCCUAUAAUAAAUGAGCUGUGGAUUCUGUAAGAGUGUGGUGUGGUGAGCGUUAAUAUUGUCACAUGAGGGUUUAGAUUCCUGCUAGUAAAAGAAGAGAAACUAAGAAAAAUAGCAAUGCAUGGACUUGAGGCUAUUGUCAGUUAAGGCAGCUAAUGUUUUACAAUUAGUAGUAAUAAACUGAAAAGCAAUUCUUUAUAUGCUGAGGAUUUUUGGUUUGGUUUUGGUUAGGUUUUUAAAUUUCCUGUAAUUGUUUUGAGCUGCUAACUCUUUAAAGGUAGAAAGUUUCAUGGGCAGAGGGAGUGUUUCAAAUGGUAUGUUGAUGCACUUUUUGACUAGCCAUUAAUUUUUAUUUCAAGAUGAUGCAUGUCUGUAGAGAAACAGACAGAACAAUAACAAGCUGUAAUAAAUCUCAUUGCUUGAAGCCAAUGAGAAAUCCUUAUUUGCAGCAGUAAUAUGAGAAUCUCAUUGCAUAUUUGUGCUUGUAUAUAAGUAAAAUAUCUGUAUAUUUUUGUGUGAACUGUAACAAAAAUAUUGUUGCACAUGGUAAGCUAUUGCUGGUAGCUAUGAUAACGAACGUUGUGAUGAUUAGCUACCAGAAUGUAUAGAGCAAAAUUUAAAAAUAGGUAUUUCAGUCUUCUAACAGUGUAGCAUAUAAAUAAACUAGUUGGGUGUGUGAUUGGC
Messenger RNA from Pezoporus flaviventris, 3819 nucleotides. It is a transcript of the gene TTLL1, whose product is annotated as TTL family tubulin polyglutamylase complex subunit L1. Gene Ontology annotation, cellular component: cilium. Gene Ontology annotation, molecular function: tubulin binding; tubulin-glutamic acid ligase activity. The record is from RefSeq and is a predicted model, not a curated record. The transcript is spliced from 10 exons. Lineage: Eukaryota; Metazoa; Chordata; Aves; Psittaciformes; Psittacidae. The coding region runs from base 1484 to 2755 and encodes 423 amino acids. Gene Ontology annotation, biological process: protein polyglutamylation; microtubule cytoskeleton organization.